AAAAGUCAUUCAACUAUGGUCAUUUCACCUGCAAAGACACUCAAAUAUUGUCACCUUCACCAUCACCAACAGGAGCAAAAAUAGAUUUAUUUUCUAUGAUAUGAUAUAGCCACAUCCCCGGGAACAAAGAAUACAAUAAAGAAUAGUAAGUUUGCUGAACAGUUGCUCUGCUUUUCUUAACUGUUUAGUGUGCUUGCAACGCGCUUCCCUCUAAUAGCUUCCCUUUGUUUCGAUUAAUUAUACUAUUAGUAUUGAAUUCCCAGUAGAAUUUAAUAUAAGUUUUCUUGUGGUUAGUCAGUGCCAGGUGUUCCCUUCAUUGUUUCCUUCCUGUGUAUGAAUAUUAUCUUCAUAGAAUUAGGUCUUACAAACAUAUCUUUGUUUAUGGCCAUUUGUCAAAACCCCACCCUGUUAAGUAACAAUAUAGUAUAUAAAUUCUUGCAAAGCUUUCAACUUUGUAAUCAUUCUACUCACUAAGCCCUCUCCUUCUCGUUCGCGUUCGCGUGCAAAUAUGGAUCUCCAGGAGUCAAUCACCAACCAGACUGAUGUUUCUUUCAUGAUAGCUAAACAUGUUUUCUCCAAAGAGGUUAAAGGCGAUUCCAACUUGGCCUUGUCUCCUCUAUCAAUUCAAAUAGUUCUUGGCCUCAUUGCUGCCGGUUCCACGGGACCAACUCAGGAUCAGCUGCUUUGUUUCCUCAAAUCCAAAUCAAUUGAUGAACUCAGCUCUCUUUAUUCUCAUCUCGUCAACAACAUAUUUCUCGAUAGCAGUCCCAAUGGAGGUCCUCGUCUGUCUCUCGCCAAUGGUGUUUGGACCGACCAAACACUGCCUCUUAAGCCUUGUUUUAAGCAGGUUGUGGAUAACGUUUACAAAGCUGCUUCAGAGUCUGUUGAUUUUCAGAACAAGCCUGCUGAGGUUGUCAAUCAAAUCAAUCAGUGGGCUAAAACGAAGACAAAUGAUCUCAUCAAAGUGAUUCUUCCUCCUGACGCAGUAAACAAUAUGACAAGGCUCAUCUUUGUGAACGCGCUAUAUUUUAAAGGAGUGUGGAAUGCCGAGUUCAAUGCUUCAGAAACUAAAUAUCAUAAAUUCCAUUUACUCAAUGGAGGGUCUGUUCGAGCACCGUUCAUGACUAGCAAGAAUAAGCAAUACAUAGCGGAAUUUGAUGGCUUUAAAGUGUUGAGGCUUCCUUAUAAACAGCGCAUAGAUACCCGUUGCUUCUAUAUGUAUAUAAUUCUCCCUGAUGCCCAUGAUGGAUUACCAGCUUUAGUGGAUAAAAUCAGUUCAGAACCUGGAUUCUUAAAUCACCACGUUCCGCUUAGAAAAGUUAGUGUAAGCAAGUUUCUUAUCCCUAAAUUUAAAAUAACUUUCGGGUUUGAAGCUUCCAACGUUCUAAAGGAGCUUGGCCUCACAUUACCUUUCUGCGGUGGUGGUCUCACUGAGAUGGUUGAUUCACUUGUACCCGAAAACCUAUCUGUUUCUGAGGUUUUUCACAAGUCCAUCAUUGAGGUAAAUGAGGAAGGAACAGAAGCUACAGCGACUACGGGUUUUGUUGGUAUGUUGGUCUCCUAUAGUGUUGAGAAGCCGAUAGAUUUUGUCACGGAUCAUCCGUUCUUGUUCCUUAUAAGAGAUGAACCCACUGGUGCGGUAUUGUUCAUUGGGAGCCUGAUGAAUCCUCUAGCUGGUUAACUUACUGAAGCAACGAAUAAUUUGUUACUUUCUUCGUCUCAAUUUUCGGUAUGAUUUUGUACAAAGUCUAUGAAUGAAUGAAGUUUUUGAAAUAUAUGAUCUAGCACAUCAUUGACCAGUCAUGUAUUAAAAGGAGAAUUUUAAAGUUGGAUUCUAAGAGAGUAACACUAUAUUUGGAUGGUGGU
Capsicum annuum is the source of this 1866-nucleotide messenger RNA. Its product is annotated as serpin-ZX-like. NCBI's taxonomy places the organism in Eukaryota, Viridiplantae, Streptophyta, Magnoliopsida, Solanales, Solanaceae. Gene Ontology annotation, molecular function: serine-type endopeptidase inhibitor activity. The record is from RefSeq and is a predicted model, not a curated record. The coding region runs from base 509 to 1681 and encodes 390 amino acids. The transcript is spliced from 2 exons.